CUCACUGGGCAUGAGCAUUUAGUAUGGGCCGUUGUUGUUUCCCCGGAUAGCAAGUGGAUCGUGAGUGGGUCAUGGGAUAACACCAUCAUCGUCUGGGACUUCGCAACACUCGAAGGGCAUUCGGACAAAGUCCUGAGUUGCGCCUGGUCUCCUGACGGUACCAUGAUCGCAUCCAGGGGUGUCGACAAGACAGUUCAUCUCUGGGACACUAAGACAUUCCAGCAGGCCCAUCUCUGCGAUUGCGGGCACGAGCGCAAAGUUCGGUUUGUUCAAUUCUCUCCUGACGGACACUGGCUCGCUUCUGGAGGCGAGGAUCACCACUGCUUGCGGAUCUGGGAUGUGGAGACGGCGGAGUCGAUCUUUGUCUCACGGCAGCACACAAAUUGGGUAGAGGAAGUGGAGUUCUCCCCGGACGGGAGCUUGUUGCUGUCUGCGUCGUGGGACAAAACAGUGAAGAUCUGGGACACAUCCACCGGUGUCAUGAUCAUGUCACUGGACGGACACUCCAACUACAUGAGUGCGGCGUUCUUCUCCCCAUGUGGGAGGUACAUCGCAUCGGCGUCCAUGGACAAGACAGUGCGGUUGUGG
Messenger RNA from Dichomitus squalens LYAD-421 SS1, 588 nucleotides. RefSeq names its product WD40 repeat-like protein. The transcript has 3 exons. The annotation marks the transcript as partial. Lineage: Eukaryota; Fungi; Basidiomycota; Agaricomycetes; Polyporales; Polyporaceae. The record is from RefSeq and is a predicted model, not a curated record. Gene Ontology annotation, molecular function: protein binding.